CGACAUCGUGUCGGUAUAAGAACAAAGCCUUAAUUGGAAUGACGAAAAUGACAUUAUUUGAUUAAAGAUCUGCACAUAGAGGAAGAAUUACAUCCUAGAGUUCCCCGACGAGAUGUUUUGCAGCUGUCACGACAUCUGUUUCUAAAUAUUCCGACUUUUCCUCCACUUUGAUGCGAUCGGCCACCGGAGCCUUGUAUAAAAGGAGCGAUAGAAUCGCCUUUCUGCGUUACCACAGACGCCGCGGUAUACUGUGAGAAAUAGUCACCAACUCAAAGCUACUUCGUUCUUUCAUUCCACCACAAGCUUUUUCAGUAUGGUUGCUGAACAGCCCUGCGAAGUUCACUCUCAGUCUUCGCAUCCUGGUAUUGGUCUCCUUGACAACGGGAAAUUACUGGAAGACCCACCUCCUGACGCUGGAAAUGUUAGUCAAGCCUUGCUCGGAACACGCAUGGAUGUGGACAACUACCCCGUGACAAGCAUUCCUUGUGACCAAUUGACCAUGUACACUUCUGCCCAAGAGACGGUUCCCAGUUCCGCCACGGACAAUGACUAUCCAAUUGUAUCUAUAGCCUGCUUAACAGGAAACAACAACGAGGGUGAUGAUUUCGUGUUCACUGGAGACAGAAUUUGUGAUUAUGAUUCAGGGAACAACUUCGGGCAAUCCACAAGUGAACUUCGAUCAGACUCUUUGUCGUCCUGCAGCGACACCUACAGUAAUAGUGAUUACACGGACUCCUUGUGUAGCACCGACAGUUCUAAAUUCCUGCUUCCAGCAAAGCACAAGGUGAAAGAAACCAGUGAACACGACUCCCCCACCCAUGAACAGUCGACAUCAGACCAGAGAAGGUCAUUGUUAAACGUCUCAAAGAUCUCAGAAAGCGAAGCUGUGAUAGAUAUACCUGAUUGUUUCGAGAACAAAAAUUACAUAAACUCUGUAACAUCUGAUGUCUCCUGUAGCCAGUUACUGCUAAACAGAACUGAGAGCAUGUGGAGCUUUGCAAAAGAAGUGGAUGCACCUAUCAUAGGCCGUAUUGAACAUCCAGGUUACUUCUCGUCUCAACGAGAACUGUCCAGUACCAGUAAUCUCAGCUUUGCGUGUCAAAAGGCUCUUAAGUACCUUCAGGACGAGCGGGUGGCUAGCUCUCUCCUUCUGCCAGGAAGUUACAAAGACGUGUCGAAGUUACCUCCAGAUGAAGAGAAGGAUCCUGAUGACGUCGUCGACCACAACAUCGUACCCAGCGGGCGCCACACACGCAACCUCCUCGCUCUCAGCAUUUGCAACACUAUGGUGUUCAUCGCGUGCGGUUCUCUAAGGAACCUACAGAGCAGCAUCAACCAUGAAGGUGGCGUUGGCAUCACGUCUCUUGCUGUCAGCUGCUUGGGUUUCAUGCUUGGAAGCAUCUUCAGUCCGUUCAUUGUGCAGAACUUUGAUCCCUAUAAGUCCCUCCUGGCUUCUCUCUUCCCACACGUCCUGUUCAUUGCUGCUAACUUCUACCCAGUCAUGUGGCUGAUGGGUCCCAUCUCAUUCCUGCAGGGCAUCAGCACCGCAAUCAUGUGGAACGCCAUGAGCACCUACAUUACAUUCCUGGCCAAGGGCUACUCGGAGAAAAGGAAGCAAGAUUAUGAAAGCGUUCUGAAUCGAUUCUUUGGCAUCUUUUGUCUGUUGUACCAAAUCUACAUGGUCUUUGGCAACCUCAUCGCAUCUCUUGUCCUCACAUACGCAAACCCCGUUGACGUUUCCAAUGUGACAACAUCAAACGAAAGCGUAAUCAUUCCUGCACAGAAUCUAUCAGAUUACAUGUAUUCCAUAUCCAGUAACCCUAUGGUCAACUCCACAUCAUUCGGUGAUAUUGACUCCUCCUCCAACUUCUCAAUAUGCGGGUCCAAUUACUGCCACCACUACACCAUCAGCAACUCCGGAACUACAGUCAGCGACUUUGCCAAGUACCUGUUGUUCGGUAUCUACCUUGGCUGCAUGCUUUUAGCCCUCCUGUUCGUCCUCUUCCUUCUGGAGCCCCUCAACAGCCGCCUCUUCUCCACCGUCAUGACCUGCGGCAUGGUCAAAUCACAGAUGGUCUCCCUUGGAAAGUUCAUCGUGAACCGGAAGUUCGUGCUCCUCUGUCCUCUCCUGCUCUUCGGCGCCAUGGAACAAGGAUUCGCUACUGCUGAGAUUACAAAGGCCUUCGUGACGUGUCCCAUCGGCGUGCACAUGGUCGGCUACAUGAUGAUCUGCAUGGGCGUGUCCGCAAGUGUCAGCGCUUACCUUAGUGGAUGGUUGUGCAAAUACAUGGGAAGGAUUGUGCUGAUUGCUAUAGUACCAUGAGUUUUAACUGUGGUUUUACACCACAAGUGGCAGACCAAAGAAGCCACCAUAGUAAGAAUGCAGUCUCCCAAGACUUCGACUUGCCAGCUUGGCAAAUAGUCAGUUCCAUCCAGCAUUGUUGAUCUGAUAUGACGUUAUAGAAAGCUACCCAUACGAUGACAAUGCUGACCAAUGACCAUAGACGUCUGUCUGAGGGGAUGGUGUUCCGAUGUAACGAUGUUGGUGAUUGGUAAGUAAUGGGCAUGCGCAGACAUGCCCAGGAGAAGAGACGGUAAGGUGCCAGGUAGUCACGUGCUUGCUUUUGAAGUGUGUUCUGACAGGUCACCCGGAUCGCACAUCCCAAUGUUUCUGUGGAUUUGGGCGAAGAGGCAAUACAUUGUGUUAGUUUGUAUAGGCUUGUCAUUCCCCAAUUUCUGGGAAUGUAGAUGCAUCCUUUUGGCGACUAUCAAAAUUCAAGCAAUGGAGGAAUAACAAGUUCUGCUUUUCUACGCGAAAUCACUCUCGGCAUGCGCAUGGGCGUAUCCUUCCACAGUACUUCCUGCAUCGAACCACCCUCACGCCUCUGCUAGGCAACAGAAGAUUCAACAAAAUUACAAUCUUGUUCUAAACUGAAAUAUUUUCAAACUCCAAAAUGUUAAUUUUUUGUGAGAAUGCUUCUGUAUUAUUUUCCGGAAUUUCAAAUAGAAACUUUGCCACGUUCUUCCUUAGACAAAUCUGGACAUGAAAGGUUUAAUCGUUAUUCGUUUGGGAACUGAAUCUUCUGCCGCUUAGUCCGAUGCGUUGCGUGUACUACGCUCCCCGUCACUUACGAUCUGCCUAAAAUACUAUAGUCCAUUUCAGCAACUUGUAGAUAUUCUCAGAAGCAGUGUGUGGUUGCACCGUAAUAUGUAUUGUUUUAUCCCUAUCCCAGUUCAAGUAACAAGUGCAAUAUUUUAAAUCGUAUUCAUUUUCAAAUUUUCGUUUCUUUAAACCAUACAAAUUCAUUAAUUCAACGAUCAUUUCUUUUAUAAAAUAUAAAACCUUGAUAUAUAGUCUACAACUUCCUGAAAUUGACUAUAGAUACAGGCGAGCCCAUGAGAACAAUGUAUGUUUACAUACUUAAUGAUUCUUGCAAACUGGAAACCUAAAGUUAUGCUUGUUGAUGAAGCAACGAAUUCUGACAAUAUCCAUUAACUUGGUUCUAAUUGGUACUGAAGUUAGGCAUGCAUAUAAAGUGUAUUUGUAAACAAAGGUACACUCUAUGAACAAUAACACUGUCGAUGUUCCCCAUGGCGAUAUGAGGUAAGUAUUUAAAUAAUGUAUAAAUAAAGUAACAAAACUCAUUUAAAAGCUCAUUUCAUCCCAACCUAACUGCAUUUGGCCAUCUAACCCAUAUCUCUUUAGGAUUUUCAGUCUGCAAGAAUGUGUAUUUUGCCAUCCUCAUGAGAUGUAUAAUGCAAUAACGACAGUUUUUCAGAAACAUUUAUGAUUGUUUCCUGGUAACAAAGCUUCCAAAUUUUGAAAAAUCAAUGGCAUUGUACAUUUCAUGUAUAUUUGGUGCAAAAGAAAUCCAGUUAAUAGUUCGGGAACUUUGAUACCACUUUCGAUGAAUAUUGUGUAAAUGAUACCUCUGGAAAUUAUCAAAAAUCGAGUCUUUUGCACCAAAUAAAUGCAUAUUUCAGAGAAAGAAACACAGUCUUGGUAUCUCUCUUUAAAUGUUUAAAAUAAAGUUUGGGCAGUGUUGUCCCAGUUUUGCUUUACACAUGAAUUCUUCCACUUUGACUUCCCCUUUUUAUAAACUGUAACAGAUCAAAAGGUUCACUCCACCCCCAUUGGUAAAUCUAUCUACUAAACCAAAACUGUGUUUGUGGUAUCACAUGAUUGUCAUGUGAUAAAGGUAAGCGAAGCUGAUGCAGCAAUGUCGAACUCUCUCUCUUCAGUGUUUUGUGAAGAAGAGUACGUUCAAAAUAACAUUGCAAAAGUUUUGAAUAUCUUUGUUUUGUACAUAUUAGGAUCAAACUCAUAAUUGAUGCGGUUCUAAUAAAAUGCAAAUAGAGAGAAUUCAGAGAAGGGAAUAUUUGAGUUUGUCUUGUAAUGACAUGCACAACAUUUUGUGAUUGGUUUCUAUCAAAAUUUAUCAUAAUUGACAUUUUGCCAUUUUGUCAUGUUGCAAAUAUCACUUUUCAUAAAGAAAAUCUUGAGGACACAUUCGUAAAUCGAAAAUUUGCUCUCAGUUCUUUCCCUCAAAAACACCUUUAUUUAGGAAACCAAAGAAAACCAAAAGCAAAAAAAUGUGCACCUUAUCGAAAACGGAAGUCGCGUGGAAGUAUAUUUUU
Messenger RNA from Haliotis rubra (blacklip abalone), 4638 nucleotides. Its product is annotated as protein unc-93 homolog A-like. Bases 314 to 2323 code for a protein of 669 amino acids. The record is from RefSeq and is a predicted model, not a curated record. NCBI's taxonomy places the organism in Eukaryota, Metazoa, Mollusca, Gastropoda, Lepetellida, Haliotidae. The transcript has 4 exons.